ACCAAGGUGAAGUACCUGAAGCAGACGUCAGUGAUGCUCCAGAGGGAGUUUAGAGGGGACAUCCCUAACACAGUGGAGGGCCUGGUACGACUACCUGGAGUWGGACCCAAGAUGGCUCACCUGGCCAUGGACAUCGCCUGGCACCAGGUCUCUGGCAUAGGCGUGGACACGCACGUCCACCGUAUCUCCAACCGGCUGGGAUGGACGAGAGGUGGGACCAAGAACCCAGAGGAGACACGCAAGGCCCUGGAAGACUGGUUACCAAGGGAUCUAUGGAGUGAGAUCAACUGGUUGCUGGUGGGGUUUGGUCAACAGGUGUGUCUACCUGUCAAUCCUCUCUGCUCCGUGUGUUUGAACCAGCACAGCUGCCCCUCCGCCCAUCAAGCCUCCCCAGCCAAGAGGCCUAAAGCUGGGUCACCUCGCUCCCCACACUCCUCCAAGACCUCCAGGGUUAAGCUGGAGCUUGGUUUGGGGUUACCACCCCCCUCCUCCGCCACAAUGGUCAAAGAGGAACCUCUGGCUACCGCCCUCUCCCCUCCUCUGCUGCCCAGAAAGAGGAAGUCCAAAGCCAAAACCUUCUCUACAUGAUACGACAGAAGGGGGUAGAAUCCCUAUAGAGAUAUAGGGACCUUGUCCCAAUUCUCUCCUUCCUCCCAAAGUGUACACGUGUCACUUCCCUUGACUAAUGUGAAAUGACUGGUACUAGAGAUAUGGUGGUAACUCCUACUAGACCAGUGGUAUUAACUUCUUUAGCAGGGAGACCAUUUUUGGACCGAAUUUCUGCAGACCCCAUUUAUUUUGCUUGAAUUUCACAACCCCAACCCAAAAUAACCUUCAAAUCAUUACAUUUACAUUUUUUACAUCAACUAAUAACCAAUUCAUUAUAUUUUCAUAUCUUAUCAAACUGAAAACCAAUAAAUGUACUUUUCCAAAUAAGCUCA
Molecule: messenger RNA, 941 nt
Organism: Salvelinus sp. IW2-2015
Lineage: Eukaryota; Metazoa; Chordata; Actinopteri; Salmoniformes; Salmonidae
Product: endonuclease III-like protein 1
Biological process (GO): nucleotide-excision repair; base-excision repair; base-excision repair, AP site formation
Cellular component (GO): nucleus
Molecular function (GO): 4 iron, 4 sulfur cluster binding; DNA binding; oxidized pyrimidine nucleobase lesion DNA N-glycosylase activity
Source: RefSeq, a predicted model, not a curated record